AUGGCCACCGUCCGCAGCCUCGAUCAUGCAAAGUCCGAAACGGAGCUCUCGGUCAACGUUAGGAAAGCCACCAGCCCCGAGGAGUCGGCACCCAAGCGCAAACAUGUCCGCAGCUGCAUCGUCUACACCUGGGACCACAAGUCGUCCCAAUCCUUUUGGGGCGCCAUGAAAGUCCAGCCCUUCCUCGCCGACGAGGUCCAGACCUUCAAGGCUCUCAUCACGGUUCACAAGGUACUCCAGGAGGGCCAUCCAUCUACCCUGCGCGAGGCCAUGGCCAACCGCUCCUGGAUCGACAGCCUCAACCGCGCCGUGGUUGGUGAGGGACUGCGCGGGUACGGCCCUCUGAUCCAGGAGUACGUCUACUUUUUGCUAGCCAAGCUCUCCUUCCACCAGCAGCACCCCGAAUUCAACGGCACGUUCGAGUACGAGGAGUACGUGAGCCUCAAGGUCAUUAACGAUCCCAACGAGGGCUACGAGGCCAUUACCGACCUCAUGACCCUGCAAGACAAGAUUGAUCAGUUCCAAAAAUUGAUCUUUUCCCACUUUCGCAACGUGGGCAACAACGAGUGCAGGAUAUCCGCACUUGUUCCUCUUGUCCAGGAGACAUAUGGCAUCUAUAAAUUCAUCACCAGCAUGCUCCGCGCCAUGCACUCGACAACGGGUGACGAUGACGCCCUAGAGCCGCUCCGAGGGCGUUAUGAUGCCCAACACCACCGCCUCGUCCGGUUCUACUACGAAUGCUCGAACCUCCGGUACCUGACCAGCCUUAUCGCCAUCCCGAAGCUGCCACAGGACCCUCCGAACCUGCUCUCCGAGGACGACACGGCCCCGGCGCUGCCUGCGAGGCCAAAGCAGGAAAUCGAGCGGCAACCGACGCCUCCGCCACAGCCCAAGAACGAGGAGCCAGGAGUCAUAAAUGACUUUUGGAGCACACAGCUCGAGGAACAGAAUCGCGAGUACGAGGCCCAGCAGCGCGCACUCGAGGAGCGCCAGCGCCAGCAGAUGCAGGCGCAGGAGCAGGCCGCUCUGCUCGCCCAGCAACAGUUCGCCGAGCAGCAGCGACGGCUGGCAGAGCAGCAGCAACGAGAACACCAGGCGCUUCUGGAACAGCAGGCGAGAAUGGCCACCCAGGGGCGCCUUGCCGAGCUGGAACAGGAGAACCUGCGAGCAAGAGCCCAGUACGAGCAAGACCAGCUGAUGCUACAACAGUACGACCAGCGCGUCAAGGCACUCGAAGGGGAACUCCAGCACGUCCAGGGCAGCCUGGGUCAGCAGAUGAGCAGCAAGGACGAUCAAAUCCGGGCGCUGCAGGAACAGGUGAACACGUGGCGCACAAAGUACGAGGCCCUGGCAAAGUUGUAUUCCCAGCUGCGCCACGAGCACCUUGACCUCCUGCAAAAGUUCAAGUCGGUCCAGCUCAAGGCGGCCUCUGCCCAGGAGGCAAUCGAACGGCGAGAGAAGCUCGAGCGGGAGAUCAAGACGAAAAACCUUGAGCUCGCCGACAUGAUCAGGGAGAGGGACCGGGCCCUACACGACAAGGACAGACUGUCGGGGUCCAGCAAGGACGAGGUCGAGAAGCUCAAGCGCGAGCUCCGCAUGGCGCUCGACCGCGCCGACAACCUCGAGCGCAGCAAGGGCAACGAGCUGUCGACCAUGCUGUCCAAGUAUAACCGGGAGAUGGCGGAUCUCGAGGAGGCCCUGCGCAGCAAGUCGCGCGCCCUGGAGAAUGCGCAAAGCAAGCUCAGGGACGGCAGCUCCGAUAUCGAGCAGCUCCUGCGCGAGAAGGAGGAGGAGCUCGAGGUGUACAAGGCUGGCAUGGACCAGACUCUGAUCGAGCUCAACGAGCUGAGGGAGAACCAGGGCGCGACGGAUACGGCCCUGGACGGACAGAUUGAUGCCCUCAUCAUGUCAAACCUGGACAAGAUGAACGAAAUCAUCGACUCUGUCCUCCAGGCCGGUGUGCAGCGCGUCGACGACGCUUUGUACGAGCUCGACUCGACCAUGCAGGCCGGCAACCAGAACGCGUCGCCGACGUACGUGCUGUCGCAGAUCGAGAAGGCGUCGGCGAGCGCCAUGGAGUUCGCAACGGCCUUUAACAACUUUAUUGCCGACGGCCCCAACAGUACACACUCGGACUUGAUCAAGUCAGUCAAUGUCUUUAGCAGCGCUCUGGCGGAUGUGUGCAACAACACCAAGGGUGUCACGAGGCUUGCGACGGACGACAAAAAGACGGACGCCUUGAUGAAUGGGGCGCGACAGUCGGCCGCCGCGACGGUCAAGUUCUUCCGCGGCCUGCAGAGCUUCCGGCUCGAGGGCAUGGAUCCGAUCCAGAGGACCGACGUGGUCAUCAACAGCAACAACGACGUGCAGAUGAACCUGCAAAAGCUGAGCAAGCUCGUCGAGACGUUCGCCCCGGGCUUCGGCAAGCUCAAAGGUGAUCUGGGCGAGAUUGUGGAUAACGAGCUGAGCAAGGCUGCCGACGCCAUCGCCGCGGCCGCCGCGCGCCUGGCCAAGCUCAAGAACAAGCCGAGGGACGGCUACUCGACGUACGAGCUCAAAGUGCACGACUCAAUCUUGGAUGCCGCCAUGGCCGUCACCAACGCCAUUGCGCAGCUGAUCAAGGCCGCCACGACAACACAGCAGGAGAUUGUGCAAGCCGGCCGGGGGACCUCUUCGCGCACGGCAUUCUACAAGAAGAACAACAGGUGGACCGAGGGACUCGUAUCGGCGGCCAAGGCGGUGGCCUCGUCGACCAAUACGCUCAUCGAGACGGCAGACGGCGUCAUCUCGAACCGCAACAGCCCGGAGCAGCUGAUAGUGGCGUCCAACGACGUGGCGGCGUCGACGGCGCAGCUGGUGGCUGCCAGCCGCGUCAAGGCCGGCUUCAUGAGCAAGAGUCAGGAGGGGCUGGAGCAGGCGAGCAAGGCGGUCGGGGCGGCGUGUCGGUCCCUUGUGCGGCAGGUCCAGGCGCUCAUCAGAGACCGGCAGGGCGAGGAGGAGCAGGUCGACUACUCCAAACUGGGGUCGCACGAGUUUAAAGUCCGGGAGAUGGAGCAACAGGUCGAAAUACUCCAGCUUGAGAAUUCCCUUGGCGCGGCACGCCGCAGGCUGGGAGAGAUGAGGAAGAUAUCGUAUCAGGAAGAGUGA
Messenger RNA from Gaeumannomyces tritici R3-111a-1, 3147 nucleotides. Its product is annotated as cytoskeleton assembly control protein Sla2. Gene Ontology annotation, cellular component: actin cortical patch; clathrin-coated vesicle. Gene Ontology annotation, molecular function: phosphatidylinositol-3,5-bisphosphate binding; actin filament binding; clathrin-cargo adaptor activity. NCBI's taxonomy places the organism in Eukaryota, Fungi, Ascomycota, Sordariomycetes, Magnaporthales, Magnaporthaceae. Bases 1 to 3147 code for a protein of 1048 amino acids. The transcript has 3 exons. The record is from RefSeq and is a predicted model, not a curated record. Gene Ontology annotation, biological process: endocytosis; actin filament organization; clathrin coat assembly.